AGCAGUCUUAUGCCAUCAACAAUAUUCAAUCAAUUCAUCAAUCAAAUACACAAAUAAAUAAUACCGAAAUCAAGAUAAAAACGUGAAAACUUUAAAUAUGGCUAAACUUCACACACUAAGCAAGAUAUUUAACACAUCUUUAAAUCGUAAAUUUUGUAAUUUAAGAUACUUUAAGAACUGUAAUCAAUUAAACAACUAUGAAAGCUUUCGAGCGGUUAAUACCUCUUCAGCAUGUAACUCACAACAGCCACCACCAGAAAAUAGAACACUUGUAUAUGAAGCGCCAUUGAAAAGGCGUUUAAAGAUAACCAAACUUCUGUCUCUAUCCUCUAGCAUGGUUGGCUUUGCUGUUUUACCCGUUUUUCUUAAAGAUAUGUGGCAUACAAGUCCCGUGUUUGCUUGUGCCACUGGCAUUGUUUCAACAGGAUUUCUGUGUACUCCUUUUCUACUUCACUGGAUUACAAAAAAGUACAUAUUAGAACUAACAUAUGAUCCUGUGACUAAAAUUUUCUAUGCAACUACAUUCAAUCUUGCCAGCCAAAAAAAGCAAAUUACAUUCACAGCCUCGGAUGUUACCAUUCCAGAUCUACCAGGGAUGUUCACAUCAUUUAAAGUGAAAAAUACUCCUUAUUUUGUUGAUUCAAAUAUGGUCAAAGACCCUGAUGCAUAUUGCCUAAUGAUGGGUUAUGACAAACCUUUUGAUUUUAAACUGGAAAGUGAAAGAGAGAAAACAGUGUAGCUUACCUUAUUCAAUUUACUAUUGUUCUAAUUUUAAAGGAUUAAUAAGAACAUAAUGAAAUUAUCUAGUAUGUACUCUGUGUCUAACAGUUAUCCUCUUUUUAUGCUUUAAAUAUUGAAUUAUGUUCUAAUUUUUAAAUCAAAAAAGGAUGUGAAUUAAAAAGGAAAGAAAAUAGGAAGUUGAAAUGAAGGGAGUCAUUUGAUUUCACUUAGUACCCAUGUUGCAAAAAUUCCUUUUUAGAAAAAAAAAAACUAUUGACAGAAUUAUAAUUAUUUAGAAUAAUGUAGUUUACCUAUAUAUAUUUAAAAAAAACAAUUGUGAGAGAGAAAAGAGCUGGCUUCAAAGGAGUUAAAAACUCAUUGAAAAUUUUCUCGUUUAUAAUUCAAUAGUGAAAAAAUUAUAAUCAUUUCAAAUUUUAGAUGUGAAAUGUCUAUACAUCUGUAACACAAAUGUUUUUUUCUUAUUACAUAACAAGACAAUUAAAAAAAUGUUUUAAAGUUUAUUAAUGAUAUUCAUGUUACUAUGUCUAGUGAAUAAAUUUAUAGUUGAAGUAUAUUUAAAAAUUUAGAGAAAAUUCCAAAUUUGUGAAGGUACUUAUUAAAUUAUUUUAUUGUGAUGUACGUUGCAAAUCUUCAUUAAAAUAUUUGUAUGUUGAAUGCAUUAAGCAUAAUUCUAUUUUUUAUAAAGUCUUUAUGGUGACAAAAAAAAUGUUAAAGAAACCACUGGUUGGCUGUAAAAUCUGUGAAAUAUAACUCGUGAAGAAUGUUGAAUGACCAUGAGAUAAAUACAUAUUCUAUAUUGAUAUUAUCUUCAUACAUUAUAUAAAAAAUUUAAGUAAUAGAAAUUUAUUUACAGAGAUAUUAUUUUAUGGCCUAUGCAUUAAAUAUUGCUUUUUAAAAACAUCAACUGAAAAUGUUGUAGAAUCUAAUUAAACACACUUUUUUGAAAGUUAA
Messenger RNA from Parasteatoda tepidariorum (common house spider), 1692 nucleotides. Its product is annotated as transmembrane protein 70 homolog, mitochondrial. Gene Ontology annotation, biological process: mitochondrial proton-transporting ATP synthase complex assembly. The record is from RefSeq and is a predicted model, not a curated record. Lineage: Eukaryota; Metazoa; Arthropoda; Arachnida; Araneae; Theridiidae. Gene Ontology annotation, cellular component: mitochondrial membrane.